Pelobates cultripes (western spadefoot toad) is the source of this 802-nucleotide messenger RNA. NCBI's taxonomy places the organism in Eukaryota, Metazoa, Chordata, Amphibia, Anura, Pelobatidae. The record is from the annotation of a GenBank genome assembly.
AUGAGAGAUCCUGCAAGUAAACAAUCCAGGGGCUUUGGCUUUGUAACAUUUUCUUCUAUGAAUGAAGUUGACGCUUCAAUGUCAGCACGGUCACAUUCUAUUGAUGGCAGAGUAGUAGAGCCCAAAAGAGCUGUUGUGAGAGAGGAAUCCUCUAAACCUGGUGCCCAUGUUACAGUUAAAAAAAUAUUUGUUGGUGGAAUUAAGGAAGAUACAGACGAACAUCACCUUAGAGAUGACUUUGAAGAAUAUGGAAAAAUUGAGAGCAUUGAAAUAAUUACAGACAAACAAUCUGGCAAAAAGAGGGGCUUUGGCUUUGUAACAUUUGACGACCAUGAUCCAGUAGACAAAAUUGUCUUGCAAAAAUACCACACAAUCAAUGGACACAAUGCAGAAGUAAGAAAGGCAUUAACUAGGCAAGAAAUGCAAGAGGUUCAGAGUACCCGACCUGGUAGAGGAGGUAACUUUGGUUUUGGAGAUGCAUGAGGUGGUGGAAACUUUGGACCAGGACCUGGAAACAACUUCAGAGGAGGCUCUGAUGGUUAUGGUGGAGGACGUGGGUAUGGAGAUGGAUACAAUGGAUAUGGCAGAGGUCAAGGAGGUGGUAACUUUGGUGGUUAUGAAGGUGGAAGAGGUGGUUAUGGUGGCGGCCCUGGUUAUGGGAAUCAAGGAGGCGGCUAUGGUGGAGCAUAUGACAAUUAUGGAGGAGGAAAUUAUGGAGGUGGUAACUACAACGAAUUUGGCAACUACAACCAGCAGUCUUCAAAUUAUGGCCCAAGAAGAGUGGUGGAAACUUUGGUGGUAG